AUGAGCUAUUCCAUAUGGGGGGACAAACCCGAUGAAGAGUUUGAGCUAGAAAAUUCUGGAGAUAUAUGUCUUCUCCAAAGAUACCGAUACGCUAGCUUCGCCGACAAAGCAAACACAUGUCAAUACCCCACCGAUCCAAAGGAGUUAUUGCAGACAGAGGUUGCACUUCGGGAGAAUACUCAACUUGAGAUAGCCUUGAAUGGGAAAAUAGAGGAACUUGCCAAGGAAGGUAUCAGCGGGGCUGUUGUUCAAGAUUUACAGGAGGACUUGUCGACACUUUCGAAGGAAUAUUGGACCUUGGAACGACAGGUAUUGAUUACUGGCGUUCCCAGCCAAAAUGGUACAUGCAUCAAGUACUUUGGGAAGAUUGCGUUGGGAGAGGAGGCUGUUGUGGCAGGGACUGUGGAUGCUGUUCUCAUCGCCAGUCAGAACGAAAAUUUGCAGUUGGUCAUUGCACUGUGGAGUGUUCUUGUUGCGAGAAAGCUCGGGGGUUUGCACUCGACCUCGAGCAAAAAUCCCAAAUACAGGAUUCCUUCAAGCUUGAUUACAAUGGUCCACGUACAUGGUAUUACAUUCGAAUAG
Penicillium robsamsonii is the source of this 582-nucleotide messenger RNA. RefSeq lists its product as uncharacterized. The coding region runs from base 1 to 582 and encodes 193 amino acids. The record is from RefSeq and is a predicted model, not a curated record. NCBI's taxonomy places the organism in Eukaryota, Fungi, Ascomycota, Eurotiomycetes, Eurotiales, Aspergillaceae. The transcript is spliced from 2 exons.